AUUUGUGAGUUGUGCGUGAGUAAAACAGAUCAAAGCCCUACGAGCCGGAGUUCGUGGCUCCGGUAGGGUGAAUUGGCCACUUUGGGAAGGGUGAGGACGAAAAAAAAAAAAAAAAAGAGGCGUCGGCGAAGGGCGAUUCGCCAAAGACCCCCAUGAAGCAGGAAAGAAGCAAGUGAUCGGCCCCCCACUCGUCCGCCUUCGGUCUGGAUCAGGUGCUUCUCCUCUUGCUCCGGCUUUCCCAUCCCAAAGCGGAAUGCUGUAGCCCGGGAUCCCGCGCACGCCGCCGGGAGGAACGGGGAACGGGGCUCUCUCUCUCUCUCUCCUCGAGGUUAACAACCCCCGAAGCCCCCCACUCCUCCCCUACCCCCGUGAACCAUGAAGAAGCGCCAGAUCCGAAGCUGCCUGCCCGCGCUAACGCUGCUCCUCUGGUGGAGCGUCCGCUCGGCAGGUUCUCAAGCAGUUUGUGCAGGUACCCAAAAUGAGCUCAGUGUGACAGGAGAUGCCCAGCAACGGUAUCAGACACUAUAUAAAAUGUACAACAACUGUGAGAUCGUCAUGGGCAACCUUGAGAUAGUGCUCAUUGGACAAAACCAGGAUCUUUCUUUCUUGCAGACUAUUCGAGAAGUAACCGGCUAUGUUUUGAUCGCCAUGAAUGUCUUCACUUACCUGCCACUGCAGAACCUCCGCAUGAUACGUGGGACCCAAUACUAUGAAGACAAGUAUGCCCUCUAUGUGGUCCUCAACUAUGAAAAAAAUGUUACACACGCUCUACACCAGAUGGGCUUCAAUCAACUGACAGAAAUCCUCUCUGGGGGCGUCUAUAUUGGAAAGAACAAACAGCUUUGUCACGUGAACACAAUUGAUUGGGAAGACAUCAUCCGAGAUCCAAAAUUCCAGGCAGUGGUCCAUAACAAUGGGGAGAAAUGUACUCCAUGCCAUGAAAACUGCAAUGGCCGCUGUUGGGGGCCUGGUCCUGAAGACUGUCAAAAAUUGACGAAGACCAUCUGUGCUCCUCAGUGCAAUGGACGCUGCUUUGGCCCCAACCCCAAUGAAUGCUGUCAUGAUGAGUGUGCAGGAGGCUGCACUGGGCCGCUCAAGACAAAAUGCUUUGCCUGCCGUCACUUCAAUGACAGUGGAGCCUGUGAAACCCUCUGUCCUCAGCCAAUGAUCUACAACAGACUUACUUUUCAGCUGGAGCCCAAUCCUGAUGCUAAAUAUCAAUAUGGUGGUGUGUGUGUCAAAAAUUGUCCACAUAAUUUUGUGGUGGAUCGGACCUCCUGUGUCAGAACCUGUCCCAAUGACAAAAUGGAAGUUGAAAAAAAUGGCCAGAAGAUCUGUCAGCUUUGUGAGGGACUCUGCCCAAAAGCUUGUGAAGGGACUGGUAUUGGAAGUAAAUAUCAGACAGUGGAUUCCAGCAACAUUCACCGAUUUAUAAACUGCACCAAAAUCUUGGGCAAUUUGGAUUUUCUUAUCACUGGUCUAGAAGGUGACCCUUGGCACAACAUAAAUGCCCUGGAUCCAGAAAAACUCAAUGUCUUCAGGACAGUGCGAGAGAUCACUGGAUACUUGAACAUCCAGUCGUGGCCCAAGCACAUGCAGAAUUUCAGCAUCUUCUCCAACCUGGUCACCAUUGGUGGGCGCAGCCUAUAUAACCGUGGAUUUUCUUUGCUGAUCAUGAAGAACAUGAAUGUCACCUCCUUAGACUUCCGCUCCCUUCAGGAGAUCAGUGCUGGGCAGGUCUACAUCACGGAGAAUCGACAACUUUGCUAUUAUAACACCAUCAACUGGGCACGUCUCUCUCGCCGGCGUUCAGAUCUUAACAUCAGGAGUAACAAAUCUCCUAGGAAAUGCAUUCAAGAGGGAAAAGUCUGUGAUCCUCUUUGCUCCAGUGAUGGUUGUUGGGGGCCUGGCCCAGACCAGUGUGUCUCUUGCCGGAACUACAGCCGUGAAGGGGUCUGCACUGUCUCCUGCAACUUCUAUGAGGGGGAGAGUCGAGAAUUUGCUCAAGGGGACGUUUGCUUGCCGUGCCAUCCACAAUGCCAGAAGAUCGAGGGAGGCCUCACCUGUAAUGGACAAGGUGCUGAUGAGUGUGUGACCUGUGCAAACUAUAAGGAUGGGCCACAUUGUGUUGAAAGCUGCCCAUCAGGAGUCCUUGGGGUGAAGGGACUAAUCUUUAAGUAUCCUGAUGCCAACAAGGAGUGCUGGCUGUGCCAUGAAAAUUGCACAGAGGGGUGUUUUGGUCCAGAGGUUGUAAAUUGCUUCACUGUGGAACUGCCUGGCCCCAGGAAAGCUCCAACAAUGAUUGCAGUGAUGGUUGUGGUUUUCUUCUUCGCCUCCUGUUUGGUUGUUUUGCUCAGCUUCUUCUACUGCCGUGGCAAGAAGAUUCGGAAGAAGAGAGCCAUGCGCAGAUACUUAGAGAGAGGAGAGAGUUUGGAACCUCUGGAUCCCAGUGAGAAAGCCAACAAGGUCCUGGCUCGGAUCUUCAAGGAGACAGAAUUAAAGAAGCUGAAAGUUUUAGGAUCAGGCGUGUUUGGAACAGUGCACAGAGGGGUCUGGAUUCCAGAAGGAGACUCUAUUAAGAUCCCUGUAAGCAUCAAAGUUAUCCAGGAUCCGAGUGGGCGACAGUCCUUCCAUGCUGUAACUGAUCACAUGCUAGCUAUAGGUAGCCUGGAUCACGCGUGCAUUGUCCGUCUCUUGGGCAUCUGCAUUGGUUCCCAGCUGCAACUUGUCACCCAGCUUCUACCACUGGGCUCCCUGCUGGAGUACGUGCGCAAAAACAGGGAUGCCAUCGGCCCUCAGUUGAUGCUCAACUGGUGUGUCCAGAUUGCCAAGGGUAUGUGCUAUCUGGAAGAACAUUGCAUGGUACAUCGCAACCUGGCUGCCCGUAAUGUUUUGGUUAAAUCCCCUAACCAAGUACAAGUGGCAGAUUUUGGCAUUGCUGAUUUGCUCUACCCAGAUGAUAAGAAAUACUUCUACAAUGAAAUUAAGACACCAAUAAAGUGGAUGGCAUUGGAAAGUAUACACUUUGGAAAAUACACACACCAAAGUGAUGUGUGGAGUUAUGGAGUGACAUUGUGGGAGAUGAUGACUUUUGGAGGAGAACCAUAUGCUGGAAUCCACCUUUCGGAAGUUCCUGACCUACUGGAAAAGGGAGAACGCCUCUCACAACCCCAGAUCUGUACCAUUGAUGUCUACAUGGUGAUGGUAAAAUGUUGGAUGAUUGAUGAGAACAUUCGUCCCACCUUCAAAGAGCUAGCCAAUGAGUUCACACGAAUGGCCCGUGACCCUCCUCGCUACCUGGUGAUUAAGAGAGAAAGCGGGAUGCUAUCUCCAGUAGAGCCACCUUCACUCAGCGAAAAGGAGUUAGAUGAGAUGGAAACACUGGAGAUGGAAUCAGAGUUGGAAGAAGAGGAACUUCACAAUCUUUUUGCCUCUCGGCAAUGGGAGGCUUCCACACGGCCUCCAACUCUUCUGAACUCAUCUGCUGGAUACAUCCCCAUGAAUCAAAGCAGCCUCUGUGGAAGUCGGCAGGGUAUAGGAUUGGGCUCCCAGCAGACAUUACGCAGAAGGCAGGAGUCGAUGGGCCGUACCAUGUCAGAGUCCUCUGAAGGACGAGGCACAACCUCAGAUUACGACCUCACGGAGGAUCUGUCACUGUCUGGAAGCUUAUGCCGCAGCCUCCAAUCCCGGGGAGACAGUGCUUACCUCUCUCAGAGGGAGAGUCUUAUGCUGCCCGUUGGCAAUGCUGAUGGAGAGGAGGAUGCCAAUGGCUAUGUUAUGCCAGAUCGAAAUGGCAGAGAGCGUGCUGCUGGCCUUACCGCUUCCCUGAGGCAUGGCUCCAUCCCUGUACAUGAAGUGGAGGAAGAGUAUGAGUACAUGAACCGCCGCACUCCACAAUCCUCACAACCCCGGCCGGCCUCUUUGGAGGAGCUUGGCUAUGAGUAUAUGGAUCUUGGCUCAGAGCUGAGUGCCUCUUUGGGCAGUGUGCCAAGCUCCCAAAUGACUACACCUUGCAGGGAGGACGAAGACGAGGAAGAGGACUACGAGUAUAUGAACAAGCAGCCCAAACUUAGCAAGUCCCUGAGUAGCAUCCGCAGUUCUCAGGGAGACUAUACUGAUAUGGAUUCUGGCAUCACCCAGAGCUCCCCAGAUGAGCAGGGAUAUGAGGAAAUGGGUGCUGUGUUGCCCCCAGUCCAGUAUCUUGACUGCCAGAGUCCACCCUGUCCCAAGAAUGGCUUCAUGAAACCUUUGCGCACACUGGACUCCUCAGAUUGUGCCUUCGAUAAUCCGGAUUACUGGCACAGCCGGAUGUUCAGCAAAGUGGACGCUCAGAGAACAUAGCUGGGGGGGGGGGGGGAAGCUUUCUCUGACUCUUCAUGGGUAGCUAAAAAAAACCUUAACGCAAUCACACUUUAUGGUGAUUGUGAAUUGCAAAGGCAGACUUCUAUUCCUCUCCAAAGCCUCUGUGAUGUUGACCAUAGUUAGCAACGUAAGUACAUCGAUUAUGAGCUUCUGAAGAACAACUGCAUUGCAGUUUUCCCGUCUUGCACUGUGGAUCAACAGCUGUCUUCGGUUGGGUCUCUUCCGUUCGAAGGCUCUGGACCCACAAAGCAAAUAGGACCAGUUGAGGAAGCACGCUUCAAACUGGAAUCCGUUCCUGUAUGCAAACAGAGUGACACCUACUUUUAUAGUGCAGGGUUUUCAAAGAGACUUACUAGCAGCUGCUCCAAACCAAAGUGCUCUGCCCACAGAUGGAUGACACUGGAAGCAGCUUUGAUAAAGCCAGUCCUUUAGGCUGCCUAGGGAAGUGUUGCGCUCUGUGACAACCCUCUGUCCAUUACAAGCAGGGGCCUUAAUUGUGAACCAAGCAUGUGCUGAGCCAUAAGGCUGAAGGAAGAAACUACUGAGAAAAAGGAGGCCGACACUUGUGAUAUAUUCCUCUAGUAAUAUGUAUAACAGUAGAGGAGUUGAUUAAUCCUCAGGGUGGAUAUGAAGGAUAAUGAUACUUUUUUCUCAGAACUUGUUACAAGCAACCUCAUUGAAGAAGCCAAUACGUCCAUGCAUGAGCUAUGAGAUGACUAGGUUUUUGCUCCUACCUCUCAAAAAGACAUUUGGCACUCUUGGUUCUGUCUAUGUCGUGAUGUUUCUGUUGUGCUGUUAGGAAUCCCCAUAUCACAAUGAGAAGAGUGGAUAUGAACAAAGCCUUACCAUGGCAGGAGACCAAUUUCCACUUCAGACAUUUAGAUGUUCACGAUGACAAGCAACUUUAAAUAUUCUUCUUUCUUUCAGCAAUAAUCUUCAAUACCUCCAAACCAUGAGCAAUCGGGAGAGAGUGCCAACAUUAUAAGGAAGUGGGGGGAAGGAAUCUUUCUAUGGUCCUAUGCAGAAGAUGCCAGAGGCAGAGACAUUUUUUAAAGCAAUAAGUUUUAUAUUUUCUCCUUUGCUAGAAUGAAACAUGGAGAUGUUUGUCAGAUUAGGGGCCAAGGAAAGAGAUCAGCAACUACCUAAUCCUUGCUACAAAAAAGUCGAUAACAGGAGGGACGUCUCCUGAUUCCUGAAGUUAACUAAUGUACUUUUGUUUGAAAGGGCAUCAAAGCACAUUGAGCUUUAUGGCAUUAUUAUUAUUCUUUUGAAUCAAGCUCAUUUAUACCAGAGCAUGAUUUGGGAACAAUUUUUCCCCUUUUCUCAUCAUUACUCCUCCCUACCUUGAGGGCUUAUUACAGAACAUACAACCUUGACAUAACUCAGGUGUUCCGGAUUACAGCAAAAAAUAGGCAUUUAGAAAAAGCAAAAAUCCAUCCCAAUUUGGGAGAGGCUAAGACUGUGAUUUUUUUUUUUAAAGUUUGAACAGUAUGUUCCUCUCUUAUGUAAUUGGUCACUAUUGUAGACUAGUGCAGAAUUUACCAUGCAGCAUUGUUAUGGUCAGAGCAAUUAUCCAGAUAGUUUUACAGCCCAUGCUGCUAGUCUCUGGGUACUCCUUACAAUUGCCAAUGUCUGACUAAAAUGUCAGUGGAUAUUUCAGAAAACCUGUAUGUGUGUGUGUAUGCAAGCAAGCAGUCAGUCUGCUUUGAUGGUUGCCUGCCAUGCUAUUUUCCCCCUCGGAAUCACAUUGAGAGAAGGGGAAAAAAAGGAAGAGUGUGUGAUAUAAAAGGAAAUUCCAUUCUUUGCUCACGAGAGCCAGGUUGCAACCAUGAUGGUUUAUUUUCAAGUGUACAUUAUUAAACUGAUGGUUGAACUCAAUUGGAGUUAAACUGACCUUGAGUUUCAAGGGAUUCUGAAGGAAUCUGGGCCAUUAGUCAUCUUUUGCUACUGCUGAUUUUGAGAAACACAAAAUGCUGAUUGAACAAAUCAGUUCUGUUCCUGCCCAGAUCAGAAUUCCUUAAGGUAUAGUCAUAUCUGAAGGGCUGUAAACCGCCCAAUUCAUUCUAGCUCCCGCCAAUUAGAAAUGCUCGAGAGCCAAACAAGAAGAGAAAGGUGCUGUGGAUGCUAACAGGCUGCCCUCUAGUGUGUAAACUGGAUAAGAUACUUUGCUUUCUGACUGGACUGAGAUAGAAAUUCAUUGAAACAAAAUCUUUUGAGGAAGUGGGAAAUACAAAUGUGUUUUCCUUGUUCAUUAAGCAAACACAGCUUUUCCCAUUCCUUCUGCCCUCCAUAGUAGAACAAAUCUGGGUAAAAGCAACAUUGUAAAUUGAUUAAAUUGUGCAUGCCAUAAACAUUUGUAAAAUAAUGGCGUAAUCCCAAAGGAGCACAGUAGAAUUUAGUUCUGAGUAUGCAAACAUAGAUUUGUUAUAUUUUAAAAUCAAAAUCCACCAGAUUGCAAAAAGUAAAUAAAUCCUUGCUUGAUUUUUGAGCCAGGAAGUUUUUUCCAGCUCUUUUUCUAAAGCUGCUCUCUUCUUCCAGAAGAUCACAGACCUCUAGACCAGAUAUGUUCAUUAGAAAUAUUUCUAAAUUUUGGUUAGACAAAUUAGCCCACCUUCCUUCAAGAAAAAAAACACACAAAAGCAGUGAAUUUUGAAAUAAAAUUCCCAUACAACAAAACUGAAAUUAGAAAAGCAAUUUUAACUGGUUUAACUGCUUCUGGUUUUAGACUAUUUGGGCCUGGAUACCUGUAAGUGUAAAGAAGCAAAACUUAACACUGCUUUGAUGCUCACUUUGUGAGAGCUUUUAUGCGAAGAAUGCAUAAAAUACUCCAGAUAAAUCAAGGCAUAUUCUAAUAGACACAGGUGUGUUAAAAUUUAGCAUAAUUUGUUUUUUUUCCCUAGAGUUUUCCCAGGGGUGCAAAAGUCUGCUUUUUCAGAUCAACUGAAUGCUGAUCCAUUGGUUAUGACAGGAACUGAACUGUCCCCAGCAUGAGAUUCUGGGCCAGUCAAAAAUCACCCAGCUGGCUUUCAUGCCUGAGGCGGGACUAGAAUUCAGUUUCUUGGUUUUUAGCCUGAUGCCUCAACUACUAGACCAAAGUGGCUCUCUGUAUAUUACCAUAAAUGGAUACAUUACUGUUUGGAUUUGCAGCCUGUCUCCAAAGGCUGCAAUCCAAUUUUUUUUUGUUCCAGAAUAUCUCUAGCAAAAAAAUAAUAAUAGUUUGGUGUGCAGUAGCUAUGCUUACAAUAGGGAUCAUUAUGAAGAAACGUUAGCUACAGCUUUCAUAGCAUAAGAAUAAAUAGUGGCUAGGGUCAGUGCUCUUCUAUGCUUUAUUUAACAAGCCCCAACAAUAUUAUUACUUCACAUGAAGGAUGAUUCCCCAGUUACUAUCACCAUUACAUUGCUACAGAUCAAAUUCUCAACAGAAUGAAGAACUAUGUAGGCCACUUUCAAAUCUAGCAAAUCUAUGAGAGUUUCAGCCCAAGAAUUUCUUUGAUACACAUUGAAUUGAAUUAUUUAUUGUCAUUGUACGUAUAUACACAGUAUACAUACAACGAAAUUCACAUAACACCCAGAGACCAGACUCAACAUGCACACACGCAACAAUCCGCAAAUACCUCCCCACCUGCCAAAAUUCCCCACCUCCUAAACACAUACAAGCAUCUGCACUACAGACUAAGUAAUACUGUCCAACAGUUCACUGAUGGUGGUGUUUAAGUUCAUUGUUAAGUGCAAUUGUAGCUCUGGGAUAAAAACUAUUCAGAAAACUAUUCAGAAAUAUUGGGGCUGAGAGGAAGAAAACCUCCCCAAUUUUAGUCUUCCCUUCACUUAUAGCAUUUACUAAUCACAUUUACUGAAAUGCUGUAUUUUUUGCAACUCUACAUCUAUAGUUUUGGCACAUUUAUUUGGUUGUAAUGGUUUUAUUUGUAGAAAGAAAUUUGACCCACCCUCAAUUUAAGGAGAGAGGAAAGUGAUAAAUUAGUGUUAAAAUAGAGGGAUCCAUGUUGCUGGGAUUUUUAAGUGAAGGUGUGCUAAUCCCUAACCCUUACUUCAGAUGCUGUUGCUUCUCCCUUCAGUUAUGCAUCAGUGCCAUAUAAACAACAACCAGCAUCGGAGAUAAGGCUGUCAUUGAGGUACAAUAAGUAGGUGCCAAUUGUUUCAGACUAGGGCGAAAAUGAAAACAUGAAAGCAACUCAUUGAAUUGUUUUAGAACAAUUGUUUUUGUAGGAUAAAAGUGCCACUUUUAAUGUUUCCCUAUUUUGUAUAUUGUUUGUCAUAAAACUCACGUUGGAUUGCUUUGUUUUAUUUUUGCCUUGCUUUGUAACUGGUUGAAAUGAAGGUUUUUGUCUUUUUUU
Pseudonaja textilis is the source of this 8714-nucleotide messenger RNA. It is a transcript of the gene ERBB3, whose product is annotated as erb-b2 receptor tyrosine kinase 3. The record is from RefSeq and is a predicted model, not a curated record. Gene Ontology annotation, cellular component: signaling receptor complex; plasma membrane; basal plasma membrane. Gene Ontology annotation, molecular function: neuregulin receptor activity; protein tyrosine kinase activity; ATP binding. Gene Ontology annotation, biological process: positive regulation of cell population proliferation; cell surface receptor protein tyrosine kinase signaling pathway; multicellular organism development. Lineage: Eukaryota; Metazoa; Chordata; Lepidosauria; Squamata; Elapidae.